Messenger RNA from Sinocyclocheilus grahami, 4059 nucleotides. RefSeq names its product coiled-coil domain-containing protein 186-like. Gene Ontology annotation, cellular component: trans-Golgi network. Gene Ontology annotation, biological process: vesicle cytoskeletal trafficking. The record is from RefSeq and is a predicted model, not a curated record. Bases 46 to 2946 code for a protein of 966 amino acids. NCBI's taxonomy places the organism in Eukaryota, Metazoa, Chordata, Actinopteri, Cypriniformes, Cyprinidae. Gene Ontology annotation, molecular function: small GTPase binding. The transcript is spliced from 16 exons.
GCUGGCUUCACUGAAUCACAACCUUGCCAGUAGCUGAAGGAGGUCAUGGAGCCAUCGGACUGUCACAGAGAACUGACCCCUGCCUCUCACCCAUCCCAAAUUUCAGAGGUCAGCAUGGUUCUGGAAGGGUCAAACGAUGUCCUCAGCAGUGGGGGUGAAUCUGAUUUAAAAGAACAGGAGGAAGACACUGAGCUGGACAGUCUUGAGCUGCAUGGUACUCUUUCAGAUAGUGUGGACAGAGAAGGUCAGAGACCAGACAUGCACAUGGAGGUCCAGCAAGAUGAAGGACUUGGAGAACAUGCACAGGGUGAUGGGAACACAAGCUGUGACAGUGGAACAGCCUCCAUUGAUGAUGCCAGGUCUCCACCAGCUGUUCACGACAGUGCUGUGGAAUCACUUCCUGCUGUUCUCGAUGGAGAAUUCGAAUGUUCUGACCUUGAAGAACCAGCGGAGGUGGUUCCAGAAUCAGAAGGUGGGACUCGCAAUGAAGUUGAGGAAUCUUCUCCCUCUGUACUGAAUGGGACAGAUGAUAUUUCAUCCACACAUAUGUUCAAUGGGCCAACAGACCUUAACAGAACUCCUUUGACUCUAACAACUCCAGAUGUUGUUUCAGUACCCCAAAACUCGCAAUCCAACUCCAACAUGAACCCGUAUGACACGGACUGCAGCAGAAAACUGUUGUCUGAGAUCCAGCGCUCUCUGUCUCAGGAGUCUCUGCUGGAUGAGCUGGAGGAUGAGCUGUUGAACAGUCAGUCAGAUGGCAUGCGCAAGGGAAGUCCUCCCAAUGGGCUUCAGAAGGACCAGAACUCCAUGGUUCUAUUUGAGAAGUGUGUACAAUACAAGUACUCCCAACAGGAGAAAGCCAUCAAGAGAUUACUUGAUGAGAAUAAGAAACAUCAGGAGCUGAUUCUGGGCAUCUGCUCUGAGAAAGACAACAUGAGGGAUGAGCUGAAGAAGAGGAUGGAGACAGAGAAACAACAUCUUUGCACCAUUAAGAAAUUUGAAAGCCGGUUGGAGGAACUUAUGAAGGAACUAAAAGACUCCAGAGACAAACUGGUUCACCAGGAUCAGGCCGCUAAGAAUGCCAUCCAGCAGUUGCAGAGGGAGAUGACCUAUCGACUUGAACAGGCCAAUAAGAAAUAUGAGGAGGCACGGCAGGAGAAGGAGACAAUGGUGAUGAAGUAUGUUCGAGGCGAAAAGGAAGCUCUGGACCUGCGGAGGGAAAAGGAACAGCUGGAGAAGAAGCUACGGGAGGCCACAUCAGAAGUAGACAAACAGGCCCGGCGGGGAAACACACUGGCCCAAGAGAAAGGACGUCUGCAGCAGCUUUAUGACGCCAAGGAGAAUGAAGUGACGAGACUUUCCCGUGAACUGGAGAAAGUCAAGGAAGAAAUCAAUUCUCAUGUCAUCAAAGUAAAGUGGGCACAGAACAAGCUGAAGAGCGAAACGGAUGCUCACAAGGAAACAAAAGACAGACUAAGAGAAACGACUGCCAAGCUGACUCAAGCAAAGGAGGAGACUGAACAGAUUCGCAAAAACUGCCAGGACAUGAUCCGCACAUAUCAGGAGUCUGAGGAGAUUAAGUCAAAUGAAUUGGAUGCAAAGCUGCGAGAGACCAAAGGAGAGCUGGAGAAGCAAAAACAAGAGCAGACAGACCAGCUAGAGAUGCACAAAGCUAAGAUUAAGGAGUUGGAGGAUCUGAAGAGAACUUUUAAAGAAGGCAUAGAUGAGCUGACCACCCUGCGGACCAAGGUUAAGUGUCUAGAGGACGAACGGCCCCGAUGGGAAGACGAACUCUGCAAAUACAGAGAGAUCAUUAACAGACAGAAGGCUGAGAUCCAGAAACAGAGGGAAAAACUCACCGCCAUCACGACACUAGAGGAGCAGCACCAGAGGGAUGAUCAGGAGAUUGCAUCCUUGCGGGAGGAGGUGGAGAAUCUGAACUCCCAGAUCACUGACUUGCAGAGGGACAUUGAAGGAAGCAGGACAAGAGAGGCGGAGCUACUGGGCUUUACUGAGAAAGUGACCAGUAAAAAUGCUCAGCUGCAGUCUGAGAGCAACAGCUUACAAGCCCAGCUGGACAGAUUGAACAGCACCUCUAGAGAGCUGCACAGCAAACUAGAGGAGACCGAGAGAACCCUCUCUGAGACGAUGGGAAAAUUGAAGAAAGAGGAAAAACAAAGGCAGGAGGAAGUUCUGGCGUUGCAGACAGAGAGAACAACACUACAGACCGAGACAUCACAACUAAAGACACGUGUGGAGGAAUUACGAGACGAUCUGGUCACUCAGAAGAGAAAACAGGCAGCCAACAUCAAAGACCUCACCAAGCAGCUCACGCAGGCUCGUAAGAAGCUGGAGCAGGUGGAGAAUGGAGGAUGUGAUCGAGAGGGCAGCAGCAUGGGCAGCCGCUCCAGUUCUUCAGGCUCUUUAAAUGCACGGGGCAGCAGUAUGGAUGAUCGCUCUCCAGAGAAUCAGUCCGGUUCAUCAGUGGUAGUGGUGGAUAGCUUUCCUGAGGUGGACAAAGCUGUGCUGGUGGAUCGCAUUGUGCGGUUGCAGAAAGCACACGCUCGUAAGAACGAGAAGAUUGAAUUCAUGGAGGACCACAUUAAGCAGUUGGUGGAGGAGAUCAGGAAAAAGACAAAGAUUAUCCAAAGUUACGUGCUUCGAGAAGAGUCUGGAGCACUGUCUUCAGAAGCCUCGGAUUUUAACAAAGCCCACCUGAGCCGGAGGGGAGGUAUCAUGGCGUCGUUGUACACCUCCCACCCUGCCGAUAGCGGCCUCACUCUCGACCUCUCACUGGAAAUCAACCGCAAACUCCAGGCUGUGCUAGAGGACACCCUGCUCAAAAACAUCACACUGAAGGAGAAUCUCCAAACGCUGGGUUCGGAGAUCGAACGACUAAUUAAACAGCAAAGGGUGCCGGAUGACAUAGCCGGAAGGAAGUGAAGUCAGUCGAGGGGAAGGAUGUUACAAUAAAUGGCACACACUGUACAACUGAGCCCGUUACGAAACGAUUUACUUUGUUUGGGAUCAAAAUAGUGCUCUUCUCAUCAGACAAGUUCAGUCUGUUUUAUACACUGGAGGCACAGUUCAAAAUAAGGACUGAACUGCGCUAAGGAAACUUACGGGACAAAUGACUGGAACGCAAAGAGUUUACCAAGAACCUGUGCCCACUUUUCUUCACAUUGUGCCCAACGUCCAACUGUCCUCUCUUCGCCGUCCCGCCUCACCUGUGUCUUGAUGACUCAGUUCAUCAGGUUCAGAGCAGAACUGCAGUCCUAAAUCCAACGACCUGGUGUAUGAAGUUGGGUAGAUGAAUGACUAUUCUCAUAAAUGUGACCCCAUGUUCUUUUGAAGAACAAAAUGUGCUGGACUAAUGGAGACCCGUGGAUUCUGCAGCUCUUUAGAGGCUUUCAGAGGCUUUUUCUUUAUUCAUUGCACCGCAGGUUAAUGGCCGCUCCUCAUCGCUCUCAUUUCCCCCUCAUGCAAACGUGCCAAUUAAUGAAUGUAUUAUGUAAUGAGAAGGACUAAUCCCACACGCUCUGACCCAGGAGUGUGGGCAACAUUCCCUGUUCGAGCUGCUGCUAGGUUACCGCUACACCCGGAUAGCAUUAUCUCUUGCAAAGCACUUAGGCGAGAGGGGCCAUGCCAAAAACACAGCUCUUGCUCUGUCAUUCAUUUGAAUGAAUAACUACAUCUCAGAAAUUGAUACAUCUAGGGCUAGUCUUAAGGGAGCUUGCGGUUCAUUCUGUCUGGAUUAAGUUGUAAUUAAAUCAUAUUGUUAUCCCCCCCCCCUUCUGCUUUUCUACCUCUGCUUAACCUUGUAAUUAUUUUUAUUUUUGUGUUCAGCUUUUUUUUUAAUUAAUAUUUUUUUUGUGUAUGACAUUCUGAUGCUGCUUUUGAAGAGCCCGAUGCUCCCCAAAGAAACGUAGAGUGUAAAAUCCCUGUUAAAUGGAGACAUUAUAAAUAUUAAGGGAAUAGUGCAAUUUUAACCCCCCCUCUUUGUUUGUUCAACUGACCCGUAAUUGCCCCGGCCAGCGUCCCAUCUGAGACUCCCGU